Molecule: messenger RNA, 3420 nt
Organism: Gastrolobium bilobum
Lineage: Eukaryota; Viridiplantae; Streptophyta; Magnoliopsida; Fabales; Fabaceae
Exons: 12
Coding region: 1578-2891 (437 amino acids)
Biological process (GO): mRNA processing
Cellular component (GO): nucleus
Molecular function (GO): RNA binding
Source: RefSeq, a predicted model, not a curated record
UAAUUAUGAAAAUUAUGGAAUUAUACUACUCUUUAAGAAAAACUUUCCAAAUAUGUGUUUUAAUGAUUGAAUUUAAAUAUUUAUAUUAUUAAUAACUAUGAUAAUUGAUGUGAUGGGAUUAUUUGAAUGACGAUGAUUGGAUUUAGAUUUUUCUAUGAUGAAUGUUGAAGAUUUGAAUUAUUAUAUCCUUGAAUAAAUUGGAAAGUUAUGAUGAUGAUCAGAUUUGGAUUUUACUGUGAUGACUGUUGAAGAUUUGAAUUAUCAUAUCCUUGAAUAAAUUGGAAAGUUAUGAUAAUGAUCAGAUUUGGAUUUUACUGUGAUGACUGUUGAAGAUUUGAAUUAUCAUAUCCUUGAAUAAAUUGGAAAGUUAUUAUGAUGAUCAGAUUUGGAUUUUACUAUGAUAGAUGCUGAAGAUUUGAAUUAUUAUAUAAAUUCGAGAAUUUAUGAUAAUAGUUGUUUGAAUUAUGAUACUUUGGAAAAUUAUAAUGCCGUUGAGUAACUCAUUUAGAGAUGAUAAUACUUAAAGAAUAAAUAAUUAUGAUUGAAUCUUUCCUGAUUGUGUGUGUUUGUAAUAAAUUAAUGGUGGGAAGAUAGCUUUGGGAUGGUACCUCCCAAGGUGAUGAACACAACUUUUGGGCUUUAUGCCUCCGAUGUGAAACUGAUGUGAAAAAGAUUAUAUCCGUUCUUUCCAAAGUGGUGUCUGGCAGGGUUUCCCGGGAUACUAGUAGCAACUUUGGGAAGAGGUGUGCACACUAGGAAGAUGUGAAUUGAUUAUGGCCAAUAUGAUUUGUUUGUGACUGGCAGGGUUUCCCGGGUCACAGGGUAGACUGGCAGGGUUUCCCGGGUCUACCAUGGUUCUCUUCCCACUAAAUAUAACGAACUUAAACAUUAUUAAUAAUGAAAUUUGUUAUUUGAUUUGAUUAUGAAGAAUGUCAUUGAGUUGUGAAUAUUAUCAUAUUAUGACUAAUGUUGUGCUAAAUAUAUUAGUUGAUAAUUACCAAAUACAUUAAAUGAACUUAAUAAAGAUAAAUAUUAUAUAAUGGAAUUUUGAUUAUUAUAUUGAUAUUUGAUUUGAUUAAUGUGGAAUUGAUUUGAACACUAUUUGACAUUUGAUUUAAUUUGUUAUUACUCAUAUUAAUUGUAUUUUGAUUAGGAUUACCAGCUUUGCUGACUUUUGUGUUUGUUUGACUGCAAUGAUCCUGCGGCUGCGGGGGAGCAGAUUUUCAGUGAAGCAUGUUGCAAAGGAUGGGGCUAGCUGUGGACAGUGAGGAUCACGACUCGAGUAUUUCAAGCUAGUUUCUAAGUUUAGAAAUUUAUGAGAUUUAAAUAAAUGCAUAAGACAUAUUUCCUUUAUUUAAAUUUUAGUCUUUGGUUUUAUUUUAAUGUAAUAAAUUUAGCCUUGCACCUGUUCAUUGUACAGGUGCGGCGGUAACAUUCCCCAAAUUAGAUUUUGAUUAGCUUCCGCAAUAUUUCUAUUAUUAUAAUUGUGAAAAAAAAAAUGAAUUUUGACAAUUUAUUUAUUAUAAGAUUGUUUCAUAAAUUGUUAGAAAUUUGGGGUGUUACAGCUUGUCUCAUAGAUGUUAUUGUUAUUUUCAAAUCUGAACCGAUAUAAAGAGGUUGCACGUAUUCCAACAACUUGGGCUAUAAUUUUGUGUUUUUUGUUAUGUUGCAGACGUCAGAAAGAGAAAAAGGAAGAAGUGGCAGAGCCUGAGGUUGAUCCUGAAAGAGAUCAAAGAACGGUGUUUGCUUAUCAGAUUUCUCUGAAAGCAGAUGAAAGAGAUGUAUACGAGUUCUUCUCGAGGGCUGGCAAGGUGCGAGAUGUUCGCUUGAUUAUGGACCGCAAUUCAAGACGUUCUAAGGGUGUUGGGUAUAUUGAAUUCUAUGAUGUCAUGUCUGUCCCCAUGGCAAUAGCACUUUCAGGUCAACCUCUUCUUGGUCAACCAGUGAUGGUGAAGCCAUCAGAAGCAGAAAAGAAUUUGGUUCAGUCCACAGCAUCUGUUGCUAGUGGACCCAAUGGACUUAUAGGCCCUUAUUCUGGGGGAGCAAGAAGGCUGUAUGUUGGCAAUCUGCAUUUCAAUAUGACCGAAGCUGAUCUUUGUAGGGUGUUUGAAGCAUUUGGUCAGGUUGAGCUAGUCCAGCUGCCUCUUGAUGAAAGUGGGCACUGCAAAGGUUUUGGCUUUGUACAGUUUGCACGCCUUGAAGAUUCAAGAAAUGCCCAGAGCUUGAAUGGUCAAUUAGAGAUUGGUGGCAGGACAAUCAAGGUAUCAGCUAUUACUGAUCAAUCUGGAAUGCUAGAAGCUGGAGGAAAUCCUGGUGAUUUUGAUGAUGAUGAAGGUGGUGGCAUGUCCCUGAAUGCAUGUUCUCGAGCAUUACUCAUGCAGAAGUUGGAUCGCAGUGGCACUGCAUCAAGCAUGGUUGAUUCCCUUGGUAAUUCUGUUAACAAAGAUAUUAGUCUACCAGCAGCGGCACUUCUGGGAGCUGCGAGGGGUUCUCCACUGGUUCCCGCCCUUUCUUCAGUUACUGCAGUAGCUGGUUUGCCAGGUGGAGGUCUCCAAGUUCCUACGGCUACAAUUCCUUCUAUUGAUACAAUUGGUGUUCCAAGUGAAUGCUUAUUGUUAAAGAAUAUGUUUGAUCCCAAAGAUGAGAAGGAACCCGAUUUUGAUUUAGAUAUUAAAGAAGAUGUUGAGGCAGAGUGCUCCAAGUUUGGGAAGUUAAAACAUAUACAUGUUGAUAAGAAUAGUGCUGGUUUUGUGUACUUACGAUUUGAAAAUACCCAAUCUGCAAUAAGUUCACAGCUGGCCUUGCAUGGAAGAUGGUUUGCUGGGAAGAUGAUCACUGCAAGCUUCAUGGUGCCCCAGUCAUAUGAGGAUAAAUUCCUAGACAGCAAAUAAAUUCAUGGGGUCUAGCAUUCGGUAGCUGUUGCAUUUAUGAGGAAUCUCGUGGCAGAAAUACUCAUCCUUCAGAAUCAUACAACUUACAGCUUCCUUUGAGAAAGAUUUGAUCAAUCCAUGUACACAUCAAUGGAACUUUCAUUUGUCUUGAGAGGUUAAAAGGUGCUUUUUGUAAAAGCUGCAGUUGCUAUACAUCUUCUGUUUUUGCGGGGUGUUGGUUUGAUUUAAGCAUCUUAUUACGGUAUUACUAUUGUAGCUUGGCAGUGUUAUUGAUUGGGACAAUGGCUUUGUGAUGCUAGAAACAUCGAUGUAAUUUCACUUUGGCUGAUGCCUGAUGGCAAUCACACAAGUUUUGAUGCUCCGCACUUUCUUUGUGGGCCGAAUAGUUUAAGGGAACAAAAAAUUAGUUGGUUAAAAGUUUUGGGUGAAUAGUAGUAUUUGUUGGUGUCUAAUUUCCUUUUAUCUUCCAAAAUUUCCACCAAAUUAUUUUAGUUAAACUUUUGCAUCAAAAUUUGGGCAACAAUUUCUG